Messenger RNA from Oncorhynchus masou masou (cherry salmon), 5907 nucleotides. RefSeq names its product solute carrier family 41 member 1-like. Gene Ontology annotation, biological process: monoatomic cation transport. NCBI's taxonomy places the organism in Eukaryota, Metazoa, Chordata, Actinopteri, Salmoniformes, Salmonidae. Gene Ontology annotation, molecular function: monoatomic cation transmembrane transporter activity. The transcript has 11 exons. The record is from RefSeq and is a predicted model, not a curated record. Gene Ontology annotation, cellular component: plasma membrane. The coding region runs from base 255 to 1703 and encodes 482 amino acids.
UGUACAAUGGUAUUUCCUACAACUACACGUCAACAUUUUCUCUAGGCUAAAGCUUACUACUUUAUGAAUUUAUUUUAACAAGCUUUCAGAGGUUUCGUCUUCAUAAUCGGGACUUGCUUUAUCAAAGGGAAAAUGAAGGCAAAGAGUCAGCGGGAAUACCUGGACAUAACGUCAGAGCAGUGGGAAAUCGGAUUUGAUCGCUACAUAGCUGUCUGUUGAAUCAGGGGUUGUAAGACAUCACAUCCACCACCACCAUGCCAGAAGGGGAGGUACACCAGAGGAAGGGGAAGUCCAAGAAGUCCAAGUCAAAGGGCAAGGGGAAAGGCCAAGGUGGCAGUGCCAGCCCCAAGGCGGGAACCUUAGAUGGGCAAGAUGAGCUGCCAUUAUUGCCCCCCAUCCAGCCCGUCAAGAAGGCUGUGGAGGAGAAGGUGGCCGUGGCCAAGGUGGAAGAAGAGUCGUCCAUUUUCAUCGGUCUCCAGGUGAUGUUUCCCUACCUGCUGGCUGGGAUGGGGAUGGUGAUGGCUGGGAUGGUGCUGGACAGUGUCCAGCAUUGGGAGGUGUUUAAGGUCAUCACAGAGAUUUUCAUCCUGGUUCCAGCUCUGGUGGGACUGAAGGGCAACCUGGAGAUGACCCUGGCUGCUCGCCUCUCCACUGCAGCUAACACUGGACAGAUGGAUGACCCCAAGCAUCAGUGGACGAUGGUGUGCAGCAACCUGGCUCUCAUUCAGGUUCAGGCCACGGUGGUGGGCUUCCUGGCUGCCGUGGCAGCCAUAUUACUAGGGGCCAUGUCUAGAGGUGGGGUGGAGCUGGACCAAGCUGCUGUGCUCUGUGCCAGCAGCAUCAUCACUGCAUUCGUGGCAGCACUGUCUCUAGGUCUGGUAAUGAUUGGGGUGAUCAUUGGCGCCAGGAAAGUGGGCAUCAACCCAGACAAUGUGGCCACACCCAUCGCUGCCAGUCUGGGAGAUCUAAUCACACUGUCCCUGCUGGCUGGAGUCAGUACUAUACUCUACCAGUACCGAGACGUCUGGUACCUGUCUCCCCUGUUGUGUGUGUUCUUCCUGGCUCUGAUCCCUCUGUGGGUGGUGGUGGCCCGGAAGAGCCCUCAAAUCAAAGAGGUCCUCGUCUCUGGCUGGCAGCCUGUCCUCGUAGCCAUGUCUAUAAGCAGUUUUGGGGGACUCAUAUUGGACAAGACUGUUAGCGACCCUAACUUUGAGGGGAUGGCCGUCUUUACACCCGUCAUAAAUGGUGUCGGAGGAAACUUGGUGGCCAUCCAGGCCAGUCGGAUCUCAACCUACCUUCACUUCUGGAGCAUGCCUGGAGUCUUGCCCUAUAAGAUGAGACAGCACUGGCCCAGCCCCUUUACUACCUUCUUCACCUCAGGUGUGAACUCCAAGUCAGCGAGGGUGUUGUUCCUAUUGGUGGUUCCGGGCCACCUGGUGUUCCUCUAUACCAUCUCUCUGCUCCAAGGCGGCCACACUGCCCUCACUGUCACUUUCAUCAUCUGCUACCUGUGUGCUGCCCUUCUCCAGGUGGGUAUCCUCCUCUAUGUGGCUGACCUGAUAGUCCGUCUGAUGUGGAGGAGGAGUCUGGACCCAGACAACUUUUCCAUCCCCUACCUGACAGCCCUGGGAGACCUGCUGGGGACCGGCUUCCUGGCUUUGGUCUUCCGCUCAGUCUCACUCAUGGAGGGGCUGGGACUCUGAAAGGGAUGGAGGUCAUCGGUCUGCUACAGGCCUCUCUGUGCUGUGCCUUCCCAGACCAGGGGUCUGUAUCAUCUCCCUGCCCUGCCUCUCCUCUGCCUUCACCACUGGAGGGAGUUACUCUGCUGGGCGUGGGGAUGGCAGUGUGACUGACUGACUGCACGCACACUCACUCACUCAGCUUACAGUUCAUCAGGAGGUGUGGGUCAUUUCAAACCUCAGAAAGUAUGGGUUGAUGGGACAAACUGCAAACUCAUCCAGGUCCUAUUUCACACACCCCACAUGUCACUUGUGAAUGUGAGACAAUGGAAAAAUCAACACACUAAAUUGAACUUUUUCUGAAAUUAGGGAACGGUUAUUGAUCGAUAAUGGGUGCAUUGUAUGUUGGUGUAUGAAAAUGAAUUUUAACUUGUUUACAGUAUUUCUGGAUGUAGAAUGCAGAGUGGGGCUUGGCAACAUCCCUUUCAUUAUAGACAUAACUCAAAAAACCUUACUUGACUGGUAACUACAGGAACAUUCUGUUGUAGAUCGAAGUAGAAUCAUCUUCAUACAUCACCACCAAUGCGUAGCUUGAAACUACUGCACCCACUGAAAUUGCAACUAGGGUGUGGGAGACAACUGGACCUGUGAAUGUAUCAAGGAUCGAACAUAUUUGAAGGCAAUCAGUAUUAUUUUGUGAUUUUCCUAUGAGCAGCUUACUGUCACAGUGUUAAGUUAAAUAUCUGCAAAUGAAACUUUUACGGAAGGCACUUAAACCAGAGUUACCGUUGGCAUGUCAUCAGUAAUGUGAGAUGGGGUAAGGGCAAAACAUUGAAACUGUUCUCAAAUCUGGUUCAAGGUGUUCGGCGUCUUAUCACAUAUGACAGGACGGGAAACGGUAUCAUAGCAAAGUGCCUGAUAAAGUGUUACUAAUGUUUGUCACAUCUUAAUGUUCAGCAGCAAUCUUAAAUGCAAAAACAAAACCUUAAAGUACACAGUAUCUGUCAAGUCCGUGUAUCAUGAAUGUUACAUGUCAGGUGUGUUUUGUAUAAUCACAAAUGUCUAUUUAAAGAGAAGGUAGCUUUAUUUAAAACAUUGCAAUGUCCCCAUUCACAUGCCUUCUGUACGUUACAACUGUAGUGCCCUCACACAUGGUUAAGGGGCUCGAACAUAAAAAUGAAACAAAAAACUAAUGUAAAUGUAUUCUUUAUUUUGUUUAUCCUACCUUCAUCAACAUUUCAUGAAUUUGAAUCACUUUAAAAUGUACAUACAUCCAUAAUUUCACUACAUUUUAAAGCUCAUUUCAUAGAGAAUAUUACAAUCUGGACUAUACUGUAUCUAGUAACUUACUUCGAAGAGAUGGUCGUUGGGUCAAAAUAGGCAUUUGCAAAAUUCAGUGUUCUUGUCUUUAACUGCCAUUUCCCGAAUGUCAGACUGGACAGAUUUCCCUGUCCAACUCAUUUUUCUCAGCUUUAGAAGCAUCUAAAUUCACCAAAGUGUGUGUGGUUAUCCUUUAGAUAUAUUCUCCGGAAUUACUCAGAGGAAAUGGUUGAUUUGUCACAUAUUUAUUAUAGACUACAUUACAAAUGUUCUAAAAAUGCUUUUUAUGUAAAAGUAUCUGCCAAAAUAUUGGAAACGAGUAAAUGAGGGAUGCAAAGUACAUGGAAAGCAGAUGCUUCCACACAGGUGUGGGUCCUUAUGCUUUAGGGUCCUUAUUUUGGCUAUGCCCCCCAUAGGAUGACAAUGCCCCCAUCCACAGGGCACGAUUGGUCCCUGAAUGGUUUGAUGAGCAUGAAAACACUGUAAAACCAUAUGCCAUGGCCAAAUACAACACGUGUAGGUAGACCUUACCGUGAAAUGCUUACUUACAAGCCCUUAACCAACAAUACAUUUUUAAGAAACUAAAGUUAAGACAAUAUUUAUAAAUAUACUAGAGUAAAAAAAUUAAGUAACAAUAAAAUAACAAUAAUGAGGCUAUAUACAGGGUGUACCGGUACUGAGUCAAUGUGCGGGGGUACGGUUUGUCGAGGUCAUUUGUACAUGUAGGUUGGGGUAAAGUGACUAUGCAUAGAUAAUAAACAGUGAGUAGCAGCGAAUAGUCCAGGUUGCCAUUGGAUUAAUUGUUCAGCAGUCUUAUUGCUUGGGGGUAGAAGCUGUUGAGGAGCCUUUCGGACAUAGACUUGGUACCGCUUGUGUGGUAGCAGAGAGAACAGUCUAUGACUUGGGUGACUGGAGUAAUUUUUUGGGCCUUCCUCUGACACCGCCUAGUAUAUAGGUCCUGGAUGGCAGGAAGCUUUGCCUAAGUGAUGUACAGGGCUGUACGCACUACCCUCUGUAGCGCCUUACGGUUGGAUGCUGAGCAGUUGCCACACCAGGCGGUGAUGCAACCGGUCAGGAUGCUCUCAAUAGUGCAGCUGUAGAACAUUAUGAGGAUCUGGGGACCCAUACCAAAUCUUUUCUGUCUCCUGAGGGGGAAAGUCUUUCGUCGAGAAAGUCGUGCCCUCUUCACGACUUUCUUGGUGUGUUUGAUAGUUUGUUGGUGAUGUGGACACCAAGGAACUAGAAACUCUUGACCCACUCCACUACAGCCACGUCGAUGUGAAUGGGGGCAUGUUGGCCCUCCUUUUCCUGUAGUCCACGAUCAUCUCCUUUGUCUUGCUCACGUUGAGGGAGAGGUUGUUGUCCUGGCACCACACUGCCACACAUAGGCUGUCUCAUCGUUGUCGGUGAACAGGCCUACCACCGUUGUGUCGUCAGCGAACUUAAUGAUGGUGUUGGAGGAGCGCUUGGCCACGCAGUCGUGGGUGAACAGGGAGUACAGGAGGAGACUAAGCACGCACCCCUGUGGGACACCGUGUUGAGGAUCAGUGUGGCAGAUGUGUUGUUGGCUACCAGGAUCCAGUUGUAGAAAGAGGUGUUUAGUCCCAGGGUCCUUAGCUUAGCCCAGGGUCCAUACUUACCCUAAAUGAAGUGACUGAGCCACGAGUUGAGAACCAACGAAAUCUGCUUCCCUCCCUGUUGCAAAUAUUGCAUCAUCAUCCCCUUCAUUUGAGGAAGAUGCCUGAUAAUAUUGUAUUAAUCAAAUGUUUUAAAAGUUGUAAUAUUAAAAUACCCAUCACAUUACACAUUUAGUAAAGACAGGAUGCAUUUGAAAGUUCAUGCACAGUAAAACUUUUGUAGGACUUUAUAAAAUGAUUUUAUCGAUAGAUGGGGGAAAAGGUGCCUGUGCAUUGAUAAGCACGUAAUAACAUAAAUAUGGCACUUGUAAUAGCCCAUUUCACAGCAGAGCCUGCUGAAUUGGCAAGAUAACUUUUCUUUCGUGUUGAUUUCGGCAAAAAUUUAAAUGUGGCACUGACACGCCCAUGGAUUGAUGUUUAAACAUUGGCUCAAUGAAUAGUCACACAAUUUGACUAGCCAUGCAUAGUUACAAGCCUGCUUGAGUUAGCGGCAGGCAGAUGAGCAAUAUCCACAGUUAUAGUACGGAUGAAGCCUGAGCUGGAAUGUGAAGCUAACUGAAGCUGGAUAGCUUUAAAAAUGCCUGAAUAGAUCUAGCUUACUUUGUAGUGUAUACCACUCUGAUCUCAACCCACUUGCACACUUAUGGGCGAUUCUGGAGCAGCACUUGAGACAGCAUUUUCCACAUAGAAAUGAGAAUGAAUAGAACGGGCUUGGAACCUCUAACCCUGGCAUUUGUGAUGUAGUCAUUUCCAUGGUAAUGUAUAAUGUUAAUUCAGAUGAUGCUAACUGACUCAUGGAAUAGAAUUCACUUUUUAAAUUUUAUUUGUAUUGAAUCAACAAAUCACAGCACAGACUGAUGGUUGGACUUCCUGCUUUUACUUCAUUCUUUGCUCUUAUGGGUACCAAAAUAUUUGGGCUGACUUCAUCCAGAAAAAUGUUGAUUGUGUGGUUUAUGAAAAUAUGUGUAAAUUUAAUGAGAACACAAAAUGUGCAUGUUUUAGACAAUAUUUCAGAAAUAUUGUAAUACAAAAAAAGUUGUAUUUUGUGUCUACAUGUAACUGGAAAAAGUUGAUUGUGAUAGGGCGUGGUGCCUGGCCUUAACAUGCCUUUUUCUACACAAUUGCAGAACUAUCAUAUUAUUUAAAUUACCUUUCAUAGACAUUUGAAAUUAUGGUAUCAAAUACUUCAUAAAUGUACAACAAGCAUCAAUAUGUUUUCUGUGGUCUGUGGCUCUGGUCAGUCGCAUUGUAAUAAAAAACACUGAACAGUA